AUGCCGCCUACGAAUGAGAAGCAGACUGUUCAGGUCUUAGCUUACCAGGGUGGUGACCACACGGACAGCUCUGCUCCUAACAUACAUAAUUCAGAGGCAAGUCCAACGCCUGGGCUACGACAACGUGUACAUCUUGUUACGCACAAAGACAUUGACGACACGACACUGUUUUACAACAAGCACAAGCAUGAUGUUGAGCCCGUCAAACAUGGAGAAGAAAGACGGUUGAAUCAAAAAAACUUUUGGUUCUUGUUGUGCCAGACAUGGUGGAUAGCCUUUUUGAUCCAUCUUGACAAGUCUACGCUAUCCCAAGCCAGUACCAUGGGAAUCUUCAAGGACGUCAAGAUGAGCAAAAAGGAGUACAACGAUCUUUUUGUUCUCUUUUAUACUGGCUACCUCGUUGCGUUGUGGCCCGGUGCUGCGCUUGCGCAACGCAUUGGACACAAGCAGUUUAUCACCGGCUCUUUAUUGCUCUGGGCCCUGUUGCUUGGUAUGCACCCACUAGUCAAGACAGGAAAGCAAAUGAUGGGACUUCGAUUUGUGCUUGGCAUGACCGAAUCCCAAAUUGUUCCGUCGACAACAGUCCUGCAUCAGGCGUUUUUCCCUCCGAAAAAGAGCCCAUGGGUACAACUCCUCUGGUGGGGAUCUGGCAGCUUUGCCAAUGUUCUCUUGACCAUGGUUGCGUACAAACUCAUCAAGGACGACGAAGCUGCAGGGCUAGUCGGCGGUAUUUCUUCGUGGAAGUGGCUUCACAUCAUCUGUGUCAUAUUGACAUUUCUUGUGACGAUCCCUUUGAUAUUCUUUCUACCGAAUAACCCUUCAGAAGCUAAAUGGCUUACGAAAAAAGAAAAGGUUCAAACUAUUAAAAUAAUUCGCGAUACGCACUCCGGUAUUUCGAACAGGACCUUCAAGUGGCCCCAAGUUCGCGAGUGUUUUACAGACAUAAAGAGCUGGUUAUUCAUCACCCACAUGUUCUUCAACGAGUUGCCAAAUAAUACCUCGCAGCAGCUGCCACUCAUCCUUGUUGGCUUUGGCUUUACCCCAGCUCAAAGUGCAUUAUUCAACAUUGCUAAACCUCUUUGGGGAUCAUUUCUUAUUCUCGUUUCUGCAGCAAUGCUGUAUAAAACCGAGCUCGGGGUCGGAUAUACCUGCGCUAUUUCAUACAUACCAUGCUUUGUUGCUGCUCCUUGGUCUAACAAAGUUGCCCUUGUUGUGGGCACUCAAAUCUCAACCUUCAAACCGUCCUAUCUGUUGGGGUUGGCGUGGGCAGGGACGACGACCACAGGAUAUACCAAGAAACUGUGCUUGAUGUCUACCUGCAUUGUCGCAGCGUCCGUUGCAAACAUGAUUUCGCCAGAAUUUUGGCAAGAGAAGUACAAACCCCGAUACUUGUUACCAUGGGGGUUUAUGACAGCAUUCUGGCUCAUUUCACCCCUCAUGUGCCUCAUAAUUCGCUGGUAUCUGGUAAAGCAGAAUAAAAUGCGAGCGCAGGAACUGGGGGAGAUGCAAGGCAGCGGAUCUGAGGCCGAGGGGUUGGAUACGGGCAGUGAGAUUCUGCAAUUGAAUGACCAAGAUUUGGAUCUCACGGACAAGCAAAACCUGCGCUUCGUUUACCCGCUUUAG
Pochonia chlamydosporia 170 is the source of this 1623-nucleotide messenger RNA. RefSeq names its product allantoate permease. Gene Ontology annotation, cellular component: membrane. The transcript is spliced from 5 exons. Bases 1 to 1623 code for a protein of 540 amino acids. Gene Ontology annotation, biological process: L-cysteine transport; transmembrane transport. The record is from RefSeq and is a predicted model, not a curated record. Lineage: Eukaryota; Fungi; Ascomycota; Sordariomycetes; Hypocreales; Clavicipitaceae. Gene Ontology annotation, molecular function: L-cysteine transmembrane transporter activity.